Messenger RNA from Dermacentor albipictus, 995 nucleotides. Its product is annotated as astacin-like metalloprotease toxin 5. NCBI's taxonomy places the organism in Eukaryota, Metazoa, Arthropoda, Arachnida, Ixodida, Ixodidae. Gene Ontology annotation, molecular function: metalloendopeptidase activity; zinc ion binding. The record is from RefSeq and is a predicted model, not a curated record. Gene Ontology annotation, biological process: proteolysis.
UCAACCGACUACGUAAACAACCUCGUUAUAAGCACUAUGCUGCGUAAACGGCACUCUCGCCGGUGAGGUUGUCCAAGUGAAGCGUUCUGCAUUUUGUCUCUGAACCAGCAUAACCCGCUCAAGAAUUGAUCGUGACACGCGCACGGUGAACAGCAUGGAUCUUGUACAGACGUCGACCGUUGCUUCCCUGCUGUUAUCGUUGGCAGCGUCGAUGCCGGUAGGAGCUCGAACCCAUUACCCUGAAGUCCCAUGGAAGUUGGAAGCCAAGUGGGCAGUGGAAAAGGCUGGGUACUUUCAAGGAGACAUUGUUGUUCCCGAAGGCCAACCCUUAGAGGUGAACGCGGUGACCAGUAGAAAGCGGCUGUGGCCCCGAGGCAUCAUUCCCUAUACUGUGGACGACUUAUUCACAUAUCAAGAGACGAUUAAAGACAUCAGAAUGUGGAUGAACAUGAUCGAGUACCUGACUUGCCUGCAAUUUGUGGAGCGCACUACCGAGCCAGACUACAUCCAUAUUCAUCCCGGUACUGGGUGCUACUCCUACGUCGGUUGCAAUGGUGGAGAGCAGGUCCUCUCCCUGGGCCGAGGCUGCCUAUACGAGGGCACGGUCGUCCACGAGCUGCUUCACGCAGCUGGCCUCCACCACGCGCACACGCGUCCAGACAGGGACGAGCACCUGGACAUCUUAUGGACAAAUAUUGAUCCAGACUACAUCGACCACUUCGAGAAGCAAGACCUCCCAGCAGAGGAGCUGCCCGUGCCAUUUGACACGCACUCUGUCAUGCUGUACCCUGCGGACGCAUUCGUCCGCCGUGCAGGCCUUACAACUAUCAAGGCGAAAGACGGAAGCCCGUUGCCUCAACUAUACAAUAAAACGGGACUCAGCGACAUCGACAUUCUCACCGUCGGCAUUUUGUACAACUGCUCAAGAAGAUGGCGUCCUAAACUAGUGCCGCACGAACUUUGACGACACUGCAUUUAUUAAACGAGCAUAAAUG